AUGGCCUUGGAAGCCCCUGUUGUUUGGACGCACACUGGCCACAACACUCGCCAAGUAACAUCACCUUUCUCUCCGCGUAGGCAUUUCAAUGGUCUGGCAUUGGAUCCCAAAAUUCUGUGCACAAACGCUAUGCCAGCCGUCAGUGAAGUUAGAAAUGUUAAUGGAAUUGAAGGUGUUGGAAGUCUUAUGCAUAUAACCAUGGCUGAAAGUGCAGGAGGUGGUUUUAAAAGGGUGAAAAUUGACAAAAUCGACCAUGCUGAGAUGAAGUAUCGUUAUAGUGUGGUCGAUGGUUCAGAUUUUGACCAUGAUAUGACAGAGAAAAUUAGUUACCAGGUAACGGUUGAGGCUGAUCCAAAUGGUGGUCCUGGUUCCGUUGCUACCAUCAAAGUCAAACACUACUGGAGACACUUUGGAAAAGGCUUGGAUCUCUCAGAUGAACAGGUGCUUGAGCAAACUCAUAUGCAAGGAUUUGAUGUUUUUGAUGACGCUGAGAGGAAACAAUAUCCUGUUCUGGAACAACGGGUGGAUAGGAGACUAUCCUCUUAG
Molecule: messenger RNA, 546 nt
Organism: Vicia faba (fava bean)
Lineage: Eukaryota; Viridiplantae; Streptophyta; Magnoliopsida; Fabales; Fabaceae
Source: the annotation of a GenBank genome assembly